GAAGAUCAUGAGUUACUUCAAUUUGUACUUACUCUGCAUGACGGAGAUACUCUCUAUGAUAUUGUACUUCAAGAUGCAAAUAAUAAUAGUAUGCAAGUGAGGAUUGAUUUCUUACAGCCAGAUAUAUGGUUGAUGAAUGGAGAUGAGAUUUUACAAUGUGAUAUCUAUAAUCAGUGGUUCUAUGAUCAUACCUCGCUUUAUUCGAUGAAUUUAGAUCCUCCAGUAUUGACUGCUUUUAAUAAUGAUUGGGAAUUAGUUGACUGUUAUGAUUAUGGGGCUUUUUUCACUUCUCCAAUUAUAACUAAAACCCAAGGGGAUUCGGUAACAACUACUACAUCGUUCAAUUCUGAUUUCCCAACUCCAACAAAACCAGGGGUUUAUAAUGGACAACCCUAUUCUAUAAAUUAUGUUAAUCAAAUUCUUGCGGAUGGAGAAUUAUUUUCAUCAAAUUUAACUUUUAUAUCAUCGAAUAAUAAAGUUAUUGAAUUACCGGAUUUCACUUUCAAUUUGGUUAAUGAUUCUAACGUUUUCGAAGGGGGGUUGGGAUUAGCCGGUAACCCUUAUGGAUCAGGUUUUUUGGAUUCUCUUAAACUGAAUGAAUAUAUUAAUAGUUCAGGUUAUUCACUUUUCUUUCAGAAUGAUACUCGUCCUUUUGGCCUAUUACUUCCCGGUUCGGUAAAUACUAAAUAUUUGUCUGGUGAUUUUUAUGAAUUUGAUUUAAUUAAUUAUACUGGUAUUAAUGACAACGAUAAUAAUAAUUUUGUUAAAUUACCAAUUUUACAAUUAGAUGAUUUAAUAAUUGAAAAUUCUAAAAAUGGUAAUACCCUUUCGUUAAAUUCAAAUCUUAGCUCAAUUGGAGUUUUAUUGGAUCCAAGAUCUUAUUAUACUUAUUUACCUCUAGAAACUUUGGUUAAUUUAGCAAUGCAAAUUAAUGCGGUUUACAAUUAUCAAACUGACCGAUGGAUUGUUCAGUGUGAUAACGUUUAUGAAAAUCAACCAAUUCUUCAAUUUGUUUUUGGUCCUUUAAAAAUUAAUAUAGAAUUAAGUGCCUUCACUUCUGAAGCUUAUUUUAAUAGUCAAAGUUUACAAUUCAAUAACGGUGAAAAAGCUUGUUUCUUACAAUUCUUACCUUCUUCCUCAAGUGGUUAUUUUAGUUUAGGUAGUGAUUUCAUCCGUCAAAUUUAUCUUGCAGUAGAUAACGAAGGUGAUAAAAUUGCCCUAGCAAAUACUAAUCAAAAUUUAGAUAUAAACUUAAAAGAUUUUAGCUUUUCCAAUAACCCUUCUAGCUUUCAUCCAAGAAAUUUAACUAAUUCGAAAUCAAUCGAUUAUAUUUCUUCGGGUAAAAUACCUUUUGCAACUCAUCACAAAAUCUCUGAUCCGGUCACUUGGUCUUAUUCGACAAAUACUGAUUCUACUACAGACAUACCAGCAAGAUUUCUGGGUGCGGUUAUUGAAUCAGGUAAAAUUUUAACUAAUGGUCAAUCAGAUACUCAUAGUUCAAUCCUUCCUGGUAUGGCUAGUGCUGCAAAAGAAAAUACUACU
Messenger RNA from Hyphopichia burtonii NRRL Y-1933, 1542 nucleotides. It is a transcript of the gene YPS7, whose product is annotated as putative aspartic endopeptidase. The transcript has a single exon. The record is from RefSeq and is a predicted model, not a curated record. The annotation marks the transcript as partial. NCBI's taxonomy places the organism in Eukaryota, Fungi, Ascomycota, Pichiomycetes, Serinales, Debaryomycetaceae.